ACCAAUCACGACACAGCCCUGUAGCAAAGUGCAGGCCCGAAAGAGGAAGAGCAGAAAACUUUUGUUUUCCUCAGAGUUUAAUGAAGUUGGCCUGGUCACUCAUGAAGAGAUUAAAGGAGAAUUUAGUGUCACUGAGCUGUAACUGCUGAAGAGGGAACUCAAGUGUUCAGGUCACUGUGUGAACAAGAUGGUCUCAGUUCAGAGCUGCACCAGGAGGAAUAUGGCUGGCUCUCCUCCUGCUUUACCGGGCUUCGGGAGCACGGGAAAGAGUUUUCUUAUUGACAAUCUGCUGCAGUCACAGACACCCUCAGCCCAUCCAGAAGGGACAGCAGGUGGACACCUGAGACUAGCAGCAUGUGAACUUACAAGAAGAACCUGGGGCUCUGAGCAUGGAGCCUACCAAAGCCAGGCCCGCAGUCCCCGGCAGGUGAAGGAUUUAGGAGGACCACUUCUGCCACACUCAGGUGUACUGAGCAGUGUUUUCCUGCGGAACCCGCAGUAUCUGCUGGCAUGCUGCGGUGGGUCCAGCCCUCCUCCUGUCUUCUCCAAGGGAGCAAAUAUUCGAAUGUGGUCUGCUGAUAUAAGUCCUAAAUCACGCAGAGGGAUCCUUAGGAGGGCUGUGUUCUCUGAAGAACAACGAAGGGAGCUGGAGAGAACUUUUCGGAGACAGAAGUACAUCAGCAAGACAGACCGGAACAAACUGGCAGCUGAUCUCAGUCUCAAGGAGUCACAGGUGAAGAUCUGGUUCCAGAACCGCCGAAUGAAGUGGAGGAACUGUAAGGAGAAGGAGGUUCACAACACUCGCUCCCCAAUGGAUGAGCUCAUGGCACAAGGUCUCGCUCAGGAAGGGGAAGAACCAUCAAAGAAUCACACUGAUGCAAAAACAGAGAGAUCACCACCACAGAAGAGUCUCAGGGACACAUGAGAGACUGUAAUGAGUGGGAAAUAAACUAAUGACUUUCUCAAAUCCACAAAAACCUGUAAAAAGGCUACAGUUCUGGGGGGUGUUAAAUAUGUGUGGAUAGAAUACACUGUCUGUGAAGACUAACACUGAUAAUAUUAACUUUUUAUUACACUGACAUGUCUUUGACUGUAAUUGCAAUCAGUUAAAGGCACAAAUGAGUCACUUCAUUUAAUGCAUUUAUAAAUCAGACUUUUUAAUUUUUCAUAUUUCUGUCAGCUUUAAAUUAACACUCUGCUCAUAAUCCAAAACCUUUUUGAAGUCAAAUUUCGCUUGGUAUAUUUUGUAAAUAUUUUUUUUCAUGAUCUUGAAUGCAUAGAUCAACUGUAAAUAAAGCAUUUGAUUGAA
Molecule: messenger RNA, 1309 nt
Organism: Siniperca chuatsi (mandarin fish)
Lineage: Eukaryota; Metazoa; Chordata; Actinopteri; Centrarchiformes; Sinipercidae
Gene: dbx2
Product: developing brain homeobox 2
Exons: 4
Coding region: 188-925 (245 amino acids)
Biological process (GO): regulation of transcription by RNA polymerase II
Molecular function (GO): DNA-binding transcription factor activity, RNA polymerase II-specific; DNA binding
Source: RefSeq, a predicted model, not a curated record